Molecule: messenger RNA, 913 nt
Organism: Olea europaea var. sylvestris
Lineage: Eukaryota; Viridiplantae; Streptophyta; Magnoliopsida; Lamiales; Oleaceae
Product: NADH dehydrogenase [ubiquinone] 1 alpha subcomplex assembly factor 3-like
Exons: 5
Coding region: 99-611 (170 amino acids)
Biological process (GO): mitochondrial respiratory chain complex I assembly
Cellular component (GO): mitochondrial inner membrane
Source: RefSeq, a predicted model, not a curated record
GGGUCUUGGUGAAAGAGAAAAUCGUCAACAUAUACACUGUACACACAUAUUUCCUCUGUAAUUCAAUCGGUCAAUCGGCCGGGAAUAAUCGUAAAGAAAUGGCAGUGAGACAGCGGGCGGUGGCAGCACUGCCAACACUUCUGCGAGCGCUGCGAAAAGAAGGAAUUUCGAAGCAAAACCAGCCGUUGCCGUCCCUGAGAAGAGCUUUCUCUCUCUACGAUCAGAUCAAUCUCAUAGAUAACGUCCCCGAAGACCAGCUCCGCUUCCAAGAGUUUGAUGAUACAGGGUUCAAAGUAAAUGGGGUCAGGUAUGAAGGUAGCUUGCUUUGUGUUGGAAACUUGCUGAUGUCUUGGACUCCCAAGAAGUUCUCAGAGAUUACUACUGAAAGCUUAUCUAUUUUCCAGACUGUACGGCCAAUACCUGAAAUUUUGAUUCUUGGUUGUGGAAGGAACAUUCAACCGAUAGAUCCUCAACUUCGUAGCUUCAUUCGUUCUACUGGCAUGAAACUGGAAGCAGUUGACUCAAGAAACGCUGCAUCAACGUACAAUGUAUUGAACGAAGAAGGCAGGAUCGUAGCUGCAGCUCUUCUCCCAUAUGGGGUCACUUCUUGAAGCCUAUAUUCUAGAUCAACAUGUUUCCAGAGACAAUAUUGCUUCCUGCGUGUAUCUCCCUCUUUAGAAAGAUAUUAACAACAGGUCUUCUUUUAGUGUGUUCCUCUGUCUCGAGUCUCAAAGAGUUUUUGUUUUGUUUGGUAUGCUUAAUUCUAAGGAAUCAGGACACGAAACCCGUUUAAAAUUUCAGAGAGUAAUUCAAAUAGAUGUAGGGAUUGACCUGUUGUAUUUUUGGACAAGCCACAGUUUGGGAACUUUGGAUGGAUUAUGCUACAAGUGCAUGUGCAUUUCAUUUUUACAAA